AUGAGGUCCCUCAUCGUCAGUCUCGCUCUUGCUGGCGCCGUUGUCGCGUGCGGCGAUGAUCAUAUUCACGCCCGAGACGGUCAUGACCACUCCCACACAAAACGGGAAUUUCCCACCGCGAAAUUGACUCCCCCAACCCGACCACUUCAGUGGGGGACUCUUAAUAUCAUCCAUACAACCGAUAGCCAUGGUUGGUUGCUUGGUCACCAAAAGACGAGUUUCCCUGAGCCCAACUACAGCGGCGAUCUGGGAGACUUCGCGUCGUUCGUUACCCACAUGAAAGAAAUAGCAAAAGCAAAAGACGUCGACCUUUUACUCGUUGACUCUGGGGACCUGCAUGAUGGGACUGGUCUUUCAGAUGGAUUCCCCCCAGGUGGUAUUGAUGCUCAAGCCUCGAACGAGUUCUACAAGCAACUACCCUAUGACGUGAUGGCUAUUGGGAACCACGAGCUUUACAUCUACAACAACACACUCGACAUGUACAGAAAUUUCGCCCCACACUUCAAGGGUCGCUAUCUGUCGAGCAAUGUCAAUAUAACCAUCGACGGCGUUAGCCGACCUGUUGGCGGUCGUUUCGCCAAAUUCACAACUCGCAAGGGCCGCAAAAUCACGGCUCUAGGUGUUCUCUUCAACUUCAAGGGGAAUGCUGCCAACACUACCGUUCAGCCUGUAGCAGACAUGGUCAAAGAAGCUUGGUUCUCCAACGCUAUCGCAGAGGAGCCCGACGUCUUUCUGCUCGCUGGACACAUGCCUAUUGCCAAGGACAAUUGGCCAUUGGUGUUCGAUGCAAUCCGCGCUGUUCAUCCCACUACUCCCAUCCUUAUUCUCGGUGGACACACUCAUAUUCGCGAUUGCUUGCAACUCGAUGGUCGCUCCAUGUCCCUGGAAAGUGGUCGAUACAUGGAAACAGUUGGCUGGAUGAGCGCAGAUCUUCCUGCUCCCAAAGGCCACCAACAUGGUCACAGCACAAAAAAUAUUACCUUUAGUCGCCGUUAUCUCGAUCCUAACCGUGUAACCUACGAGUAUCACACUGGCCGCGGCAACUUUUCUUUCGACACUGCAUGGGGUCGCAGCAUCACCAAAGGUUUGGAGAAGUUAGCAAAGACCUUCGACUUGAGCUUCCAGUAUGGUACUGCUCCGCACGACUUUACCAUUAAUCAGGCCCCAUAUCCGUCAAAUAAUUCUGUGCUCUCCCUCGUCUCCGAGGUCAUGCCAUACUCUCUUACCGUCAACAACACUCGUGCAGGAAACCCGAACAUCAUGAUCACCAAUAGCGGUUCUCUCCGAUUUGACCUCUAUGCCGGCCCUUUCACAAAGAACGACCAGCUUACGGUCUCUCCGUUUGCCGACUCAUUCCUCUAUCUCACCGUCCCCUUUGGUGCGGCCAAGAAAGUGCUCCCAACACUCAACCACGCUGGUGCCGAUGAGCGACGCUCCCUCGAGACCGAGCUCUGGGCACGUGGCUAUGUCGAGACACGCUACCGUGAAUGGAUCGAAGAAAUGUAUAGACGAGACAUUGCGCAGAACGGCGCUGGGCUCCGGGCCGCUGGUAACCUCACAGUUGGCUAUGUCACGAGCGAUGCCUGUCCCGGGGUUGGCGACGAUACACCCCAUGUGCCGCUCGCCUUUAACCCGAUUCCGGAUUUCAUUUCGUCGGCCCCACCUGACGUCUCGGAUGACACGAUAGUCGACCUUGUGUUUGUUGACUUCAUCCAGACACAGCUGCUGUCCAUCGUCAACUCGGUCCAAUCCGCCAAGGUGUUCACAACUGCCGAUGUGCUUCCUUACACAAACGUCCUCGCCACGGAAAUUUUGGGAAUCUACGCGCAACACGCCUGGAAUUAG
Messenger RNA from Mycena indigotica, 1845 nucleotides. Its product is annotated as Metallophos domain-containing protein. Gene Ontology annotation, biological process: nucleotide catabolic process. The transcript is spliced from 10 exons. The record is from RefSeq and is a predicted model, not a curated record. Lineage: Eukaryota; Fungi; Basidiomycota; Agaricomycetes; Agaricales; Mycenaceae. Gene Ontology annotation, cellular component: cytosol. Bases 1 to 1845 code for a protein of 614 amino acids. Gene Ontology annotation, molecular function: hydrolase activity.